UGUUAAUCACAUUAGUUUAAAAUUUAAAUAUUUCAUAUUUUUACUGUAAUGAAAAGAAUAAAAUCCAAAACAUUCAUAAAACAUUAAAUUUUAGUUAUUUUGUGUAAAAACUUAAAAUAUAUAGUGUUCCACAUAAACUUACCUUGAUCAUAGUAAACUUAUAUAUGGUUUAACUUGUUUCUACGAAAUACGAAAUCUACUUGUUUCCAUUCAAGUUACUGGCUAUUAAUACGUCUGCUGAUUACACUAGUUUGUUGAACGAAAGCAUUGGCAUAAUAGGUUUAAAGGAAUGGCGCUUGUAGCGUAUGAUUACGACAGUGCCAGUGAAAAUGAAGAAGAGGACUGGACGAAUUCAGCUGAUGUCAUUAAACGAAAUUCUAUAAAAAUAAAUACUUCAGAAGAUUCUAAACUAGACAAAAAUGAUAUUGAUAUUUCAGAUGAAGAAGUGGAACCAAACGUUGGGGAUUUAAAAUCCCAUUCAAAUAUUGAAAAUGAUACAAAACAGAAAAGUUUGUUCUCUAUUCUUCCCGAAACCAAAAAGAUUAUUCCAGAAGUUGUAGAGGAUAAGAUUGAAGACUUUAUUCCAAAACCUGCGCCUAUUUCUACGAAAAAGGAAAAACAAAAGGUAAAAAUUACUAUUCCAUCAUUAUCACAGUUUGAAGAUGAUACAGAAGAACCUGAAGCAAAAAAAAUCAAAUCAACUGUUAAAAGUAGUGGACUGUUAGCUUUAUUACCACCAGUCAAAGGAAGUGUUAAGACUAAUACUAGUUUUAUUCCUAAAGUAGUGGUUAAUCAAACUAAACCAAUGUCAAAUACAACCUCUAAUACAUUGGUACCUAAUGUUAUUAGAAAGCAGGUGGAAAGUAAGAGAAACAUUAAAACUAAAGUGGUUAAUGAAAAAAAUAAGGUAGUUUUGAGUGAUGCAGAGAGUGACGAUGAUUUAGAUGUACCAGAAACAUAUGAUGAUGAGAUGUGGGAAAAGAUAUGUGGAAGACCUAAAAAUAAACCAAUUAUUAAAGAAAUAGAAGAAGCACAAACACAAGAGAUAAUUGAUAUAGCUCCAGAACCUGAAAAACCAUAUGAAGGUCUUGAUAAUCAAGCAUUCAAACACUUAGUUGGAAAAUCACGAAGGCCUAUAGGUAACAUCAAAUUAAUUGAUAUAAACGAAGAAGAAAUUUUACCUGAUAAAGAUAUUUGGAUGGCAAAGAGUCUUACAGAUCCUGAAUUAGCUCCGAAACCUGUAAUAGAAAACCCGGUGGAUCCAACUAGAAGAAAGAAACACCAUAUUACAUAUUUAGCUCAACAAGCUAAAGCUAAUGAACAAGAACUGAAGAAUCAAUGGGCUAUUAGUAAAAAUAAUAAAUUUGCCAGUAGGGCUAAAUAUGGAUUUUAAAUGUGAAAAUUAAUUUGAAUUACUUAUUGUGCUAAUAAAUUUUUAUCUACAACUAUUUGUGAUAAACGUUUUUACUGUUAUCA
This is a messenger RNA of Diorhabda carinulata, 1476 nucleotides long. RefSeq lists its product as uncharacterized. The transcript has 2 exons. The coding region runs from base 290 to 1393 and encodes 367 amino acids. NCBI's taxonomy places the organism in Eukaryota, Metazoa, Arthropoda, Insecta, Coleoptera, Chrysomelidae. Gene Ontology annotation, cellular component: nucleus. The record is from RefSeq and is a predicted model, not a curated record.